GGAGAGUCGGAGUCGUGUCGUGGUCUCCGACUUUUUGCCGACUCCGAUUGCAAAAUUGUGUGCAUGUUGUAACUCAAACCCCCAGACUCUUUUCACUCCAUACUCAUCGUCAUUCGACUUAUGCACCGGGCUCUGCAUAUCUGUGAAAUUCUUUUGGAGAUAUUUGCGUAUGUGAAUACAGUCCGCAACCGGACGUUCUAUCACCGGCCUGCAUUUGUGCGGAAAUCCCUUGCAGCACUUGCAGUGACAUGCAAAACAUUUUACGAGCCUGCAAUGAAUGAACUUUGGGCUGUCAUGUUUGGGUUGACGCCACUGCUAGGCUGUGUAACGAGGCUACAUCCAAUCAUAUAUUGUAGCGACCGAGAGUUCUCCUUGUUUACUCAUCCAAGCUUUCAAGACAUCAAACCAUUAUCGGAGAAUGAAGGUCGUCAGUUUCUGCGUCACGCAGCCCGUGUGCGCUCCAUACAUGUAUUGGCAAGAGACGACUGCUAUCACCUUCUUUCCGUCCUCAAGUGCAGGGUGCCAUGCAUGUUUCCGAGACUGCUGUCGUUAAGGAAUCCAUGUCCGGAAACCCGCUCUGAUAUCUUCCUUUCCCCCACGCUGCGUCAUUGUGACCUGUGGGUCGCUUAUGGGGAUUUGAAAGUUAUCGCGACCCAUUGUGCUGCUUUGGAGCACAUAUCCCUCGCGAACACUGAAUGGAAUAUAGAAAAUGAGCCGUCCCUGCUGUCCGACUGCGUUCGUUUGUGCAAGCGGCUUGUAACUCUAUCUUGUUCACCACUCGACUUGGCUGCGUGGAAACAUCUUUCCAAUCUCCCUACCCUUAUCGAAGUCGAGAUUGAUAGAAGGAAGAUAGACCCUUCCUCAUUGGACCUCGAAAAUAAUUUCGAUUUUGGUCCUUUCCUCAACCUCACAGCUCUUUCUUUCAACGUAAAUACGGCUGCAUACAUCACAGGACUCAUGCAAUACUCAGACUUUCCUUCCCUGAAACAGUUCAAGAUCAGGGUCAAUAGGUUGUCUUGGGCAGAGGCUGAACGGCUCGUUCAUGUGCUGUCCAAGUGCAAAGCACGUCACACCCUUGAACAAAUUGAGAUGGAGGGCCGCGCUUCAGACGUCCAGGAUCCCCCUCGCAGCUCUAUCAUACACUUCUGUUGUUUUACACAGCUCCGAAUCCUCUCGCUCAAUUUUCCCCGUUGCUGCAUCCACCUUGACAACGACCUUCUUUUGGAAUGCAUGUCCAGUUGGCCACAUCUCCGAGUUCUGAAUUUACAAGAUUCUAAUCAGGAUCAAAGUACCAUUACAUUCCGCGGAUUAUUUGCAGCGCUCCAUCAAUGCCCCCACUUGCACACGCUUGAUUUAUUGAUAGACGCUGUGAAUAUCGAUAUCAAUCCUACAGGGGAGUCGUUUCGACAUCUGUCCCUACAACGAUGGGACGUGCUAUCUGGUCAGGUAAUGGAUCCAAAAGCUGUCGCUCAUAUCAUAUUCUCUAUGCUCCCUUGCGUCGAGAUCUUUUACAAGACUCACAGCUUCAUGUCAAUGAGCAGUAGCCCUCCGUAUGCGUGGCCCGAUGUCCAACGUCGUCUGUGGUCCCUACAUGAAGCUGCGGGGACCUGAGCUCAAGAUACACACGUUUGCGUGAUAUCUGGAAUAUGGGAAGUGGGGAUAGGUUAAGGGAGAUCUUACCCGCUUGUUAUUGUU
Molecule: messenger RNA, 1695 nt
Organism: Suillus discolor
Lineage: Eukaryota; Fungi; Basidiomycota; Agaricomycetes; Boletales; Suillaceae
Exons: 2
Coding region: 121-1611 (496 amino acids)
Source: RefSeq, a predicted model, not a curated record